Molecule: messenger RNA, 1113 nt
Organism: Penicillium chermesinum
Lineage: Eukaryota; Fungi; Ascomycota; Eurotiomycetes; Eurotiales; Aspergillaceae
Product: phosphopantothenate--cysteine ligase CAB2
Exons: 1
Coding region: 1-1113 (370 amino acids)
Biological process (GO): coenzyme A biosynthetic process
Cellular component (GO): nucleus; cytoplasm
Molecular function (GO): phosphopantothenate--cysteine ligase activity
Source: RefSeq, a predicted model, not a curated record
AUGGCCCCUUCAUUCGGUGAAAUGGAGCCCGCCGAGGCCGAAUCCGUCUACUUCAACGAAUACCCCCCUCCGAAGGCCCUUCCCAAACACGAAGCUCUCGCCCGGGCAUUCGUUGAGCUACAUGUGGAAGACAAGCGCCGCGUCGUGCUUGUCACUUCCGGUGGAACUACAGUGCCAUUAGAAACCCAAACGGUCCGGUUCAUCGACAAUUUCUCCGCGGGUACUAGAGGUGCCACGUCUGCAGAAUACUUUCUCGAACAAGGGUACGCGGUGAUUUUCCUGCACCGCCAGUACAGUCUGCUGCCAUAUUCUCGACACUACAGCCAUUCCACAAACUGUUUCUUGGACUUUAUGGACGAGGCGCCCCCGACGGACGCCUCUGCAGACUCGGACCAUGGGCGGAUUGUCGUGCGCAGCGAAUACCAGGAUGCGAUGCGGGAUGUCUUGCGGAAGUACCGAUAUGCGAAGCAACAUAACCGCCUGCUCCUGCUUCCAUUCACCACUGUGGCCGAGUACAUGUUCGAGCUCCGCUCACUUGCCAAGAUUAUGCAGCCAAUAGGUGCCAAUGCUCUGUUCUAUCUCGCAGCGGCUGUCAGCGAUUUCUUCAUCCCCCGCAGCCGGAUGGCAGAGCAUAAGAUCCAGUCGUCGGAGCUUCCUGCUCAUUUCCAGAAGGAUAAUUCCGUUGGGGCAGAAGAAAUCUAUACUGGCGAGAACGAGGAAAAGCCUGCAAAUAGCAAGAAGCUGGUCAUCAACCUCGACCCCGUGCCCAAGUUCCUCCACCGGCUUGUAGAUGGCUGGGCGCCGGAGGGAAGCAUGGUGGUCUCGUUCAAGCUGGAAACCGAUCCUUCAUUGUUGGUCUACAAGGCACAGACAGCAUUGCAGCGAUAUUCACACCACUUGGUCAUUGGUAACCUCCUUUCAACUCGCAAGUGGGAAGUUGUAUUCAUAAGUCCCGACCAGCCCGAGAGGUGGAUCCGAGUACCCAAGUCUCGCCGCAGCAAGAGCAUCUCUGGAGUGGAAGAUCAAGUUGGCCUUGCGGAGGCUAUGAAGGGAGAGAAGGGCCCUGAUACCCAAACUGAUCUGGAAGAAGAUGGACCUAAGGGAUGGGAUUGA